Macrosiphum euphorbiae (potato aphid) is the source of this 1245-nucleotide messenger RNA. Lineage: Eukaryota; Metazoa; Arthropoda; Insecta; Hemiptera; Aphididae. The record is from the annotation of a GenBank genome assembly.
AUGGCAUACUAUUAUGUCGAUGAUAUAGAUGCAUCUUUGAUUGUGGUGCACAUGCUACAGUCGUGUUCAAAAUACUUCCCUGUACCCACGAUCGUCGAUGGCGUAGACCUGAAAUAUAAGAUUAACACUUUGAAUAAAUUAUACACGAUAUGGGUUGACGAUAAAUUAAAUAACAGCUCGUAUCAGUCCGAAAUAUAUAAAAGAGUUUGUGAAAUGUUUUUUGGAAACGUAUUUCGGCAUUUACCAUUGCUGAAUUCGUAUACACCCGAUGGCGAAAUCAACACUGAAAUGAUGUGGGAAUUGAAGCAGCUAUAUCCAGUUUACAAGGUAUUUUCGGCAUUUUUGAAUUUAAGUGGUUUUGACGAAGAGAAGCUAAUGCCAUAUGUAGACGAAACAUUCAUUAACGCUUUGAUACGACGGAUGGACAACAGUUUUGUGGAAACCGAAAGAGAUUGCGUGAAAGAGAUAUUAUUUCUGCUGUUUAAGAAGACUAUGUACCUGAAAAGAUACAUACUUCAAGGUACUAUAAACUCGCUCUUAGAUUAUGGUCAUAUAUCAAUCAACAUGGGGAUUAAAGAGUUGCUGGAACUGUUCAAAACUUUAAUGUGUCACAGAUUGAUCGAGUCACCGAUGAUAGCUAAGGUGUUGUCGCCGUUAAUCAAACGUAAAGGGCUGUGCCAUUACGCGGGCCGAUUACACGAGUGCUUUGAAACGGCCGCCCGUGAAGUGGACGCCGGCUUGGGCGCGUUUUUCGUGGACAACACUAUCGAUCAGUGGUGUGCGUCCGCGGCCGACGUGCCGUCAUUGUGCCGGACGCUGGCGGAGUUGUACUUUGAAGCUUGUGGCCCGGAAGAGAGGCGGCAGACUCGCCAAUGUGUAGUCGGCCACGUGGGCGGCUGCCUGUUAAAAGUCGCGGCAGUGGCUGUCGUGGACGGUAUGACGGUGGCCGCGUGUCAGGCAUAUGCCGAGUUUUGUGGCCGGCUGAUCGACGACGCUGCCGCCGCAAACGAAGAUCAAACAUGCGGCGACAGUAACGCAAUGGAGCGCAUGGCUGAAGGGCUGAUCGCUGUCCACCGGGGCCACGGUGACUACGACUGCGUAGAACACGCCGGCCGCCUACUCAGGCGAUUGGUCAGCGACGAACGGUGUUUGGUCGGCGACGUCUGUCGGCUGGUCGUGCUACAAGUUCUGGUUGAGGACCGACCGCGGACGAUGACCGAAAACCUUGUCGACAACACGUUUUAA